AUGGACCCACUCGAAAGUGCUUUUACUAUUUCCAUGGAACACGCCUUCCUAAUGAACGUCCUCAAGAACCCCUCUUUCUUCCGCCCAAGCAGCCGUCCGUCCUCGCCGGCACCAGGAUCGGUCCCUUCCCGCACCGACUCGAACCCAGGGGGCGAACGAACCUCUCGCCCUCUCAACAAGCUCUCCCUCAGUAGCUUCAUCCGACAAACCCCUUCCUUGCCGCCGAGCCCUGCCCCGAAUCCCGUUACCCUCGUCCAAGAUGGUUCCUAUCUGGAAAUGUUGAGCUUGAAGCUCAGCGAAGCGGUUUCCAAGGCUCUGGCGCAACCAAGUGGCCCACCCCUUACCGCCAACGAACAGUUUGCUGGGAAGCGACCGAUUCCGCAAGGGCGCGGACUCGCCCUUGGAGUACUGAUUGCGUCAGAACUCAAUGCGGCGCUUGAUAAUCUACAUCUUCAUCGAGCAGUGUUGCGGUCUCUCCAACGACCUUUCACAGUCCUGUCCACCAACUUAUCGGGACAGCUCCUGCCAUUGCUCUCAUCGCCCUCUUUUCUAGCAAUCCCGACGAUUUCCAACCAGUUUUCCUUCCCGAACCCUGUUCAGCUCCACGCUCUAUCUAUUGUCAAAUUUUGCGAAGAGCUCAUGCAGGUGUUUGACGAAUUAGGGCUGGGUACCGACGCUGAUGUCCGCGGCGAUGGCCUGAAGGCCAUUCGAGAUGGCUUUGCCUCCCUCAUCAAGCGAGUAAUCAACCCUCUCAUUGGGGGCAUUCGUGCCGAGUUGAUCCCUCUCAUGGAAGCCUUGGAGACUCCCAACUCAUCGCCCAUCCCGAAACCUGCCGUCGGAGUUAAAAAUACAACGGUCUACCAUCCUUCGAUUGUCGCUUUGCAGACACUUAUGCCUGUUUAUUCGCGGGCGCUAACAGUUUGCACGACCUCCAACUUAUCCCAUGCCACGUUGGCGAGCUUGCUCAUUUCGGUGCUCUGGAAAGCGAUGGUCGCCCUGUCACACCGCGUUGACGCGAAGCCGUCUCCUUUAACACCUGAAACAUCCCCCCUUCUAUCAGUCAAGAAACGCCGGGGAUCGCCCACCGCAUCAACCACACCUCCGCUGACGCCGCCAACGCGGUUCACGAUCAAGUUGCCACCUUCGCGCCCUCCUUCACCCCCGCCGGUGAUUGGCUAUGCUACAGCAGCAGCAGAUUGUAGGGCCCUUUACGAGCUCUUGGUAGGACUUCCCCGGCCAAACGCCGGGCAGGAAUCCACUCGAUUGGCGAGAGAGGCCGUUGAUGAAGCAUAUGAAGGUCUGAGGACUCUUCCGGCUCUCCUCGAUAUAACCAAAGUGGGCGAGGACAAAGAUGCGAGGACCGUGGCCAGAGAACUCAACCAACUCACGGCUGAAAUCCCUUCGCUCAUUGCCCUUCCUGUAAUCCUCCAUGCUCUUGGAGGACCAGGUACUUUCUCGGUUGCAACAAUGUUGGGAAUAUCGGAAGACGAAUAUAGAAAGGGGUGUCUCGGGGGUUUCAGUCGUGCAGAGGAGUGCGCUUUUGCGAUCUCGCAGCGUAUAUUGGACGUACUUCAGAUGGACCCACUGCAGAAUCAAGUCAUCAUAUGGUGGCUCGAAAUGGAGUUGGCGGAGAUGGAUGAUUCAACGUGA
This is a messenger RNA of Cyclocybe aegerita, 1650 nucleotides long. The record is from the annotation of a GenBank genome assembly. NCBI's taxonomy places the organism in Eukaryota, Fungi, Basidiomycota, Agaricomycetes, Agaricales, Hemipholiotaceae.